UAGAUCAAUAUCAUAAUAAUUAAAUAUCACAUUCUUAUUUAGUUACUUAUUUUUAUGCAAUAUUUUGUAAUCAAUGGCUUCACUUUUUAUCCAACAGAGCUUUGGCACACUAAAACUACCUAUCGAGGAGUUGGAUCUAUCGAAUAAUCUUAUACGCCGCAUACCAGAGAAAUCUUUCCUUGGUCUCAAAGAAUCACUCACAGAAUUACGUUUGGCGAAUAAUCUACUUGGCGAUAGCUUGAAUCCGAUCUUUUCUACAGCUGAAUUUCAUCCAUUGAAAAAUCUGAAAACACUCGAUUUAUCUGGCAAUAAAAUUAAAUCGAUCGAAGAGGGGCUGCUCAAAGGCUGUGCGGACUUAAAGGAUUUCUAUGUGGAUCGUAACUGUCUCUCUGAAGUGCCAACCAAUUCACUUAAUGGACCAAAUGCCCUGCGACAUCUUUCCUUACGUUACAAUCAUAUCACUACACUUCUUUACGAAGCUUUCAUUGCGCAGCCGCAACUUGAAAUCGUCGAUUUACGCUACAACGAAAUAAAAACAAUCGAGGGUCUGGCUUUUCAAGGCUUGCGCGCCAUACGCGAAAUAAAACUGGCCGGAAAUCGUAUUACCAAUUUGAAUAGUGACGUUUUUGAGCGUGUGCCCACCUUGCAAAAACUAGAUCUCUCCGAAAAUUUCAUAACUCAGUUUCCAACUGCAUCGCUGGCGGCCAUCGGUAAUCUGAAGUCACUCAAUCUGUCCUCGAAUAUGUUGCAGCGCUUGGAUUAUACGCACACGCAAGUGAUCAAGACAUUGGAAGUGUUUGACUUGAGUCGCAACGGCAUCACUACUAUACCGCCGGGCACGUUCCGCGACUUGGUCGCACUCAAAUAUCUGGACUUGAGUUUGAAUUCGCUGCGCACUAUUGAGGAUGAUGCGCUGGAGGGUCUGGAUAACCUGCAAACCCUUAUCAUACGCGACAAUAAUAUUUUACUCGUCCCCGGCAGCGCCCUGGGUCGCCUACCGAGCUUGACCACCUUGCAUUUGGACUUUAAUCGCGUAGCCGCACUUUCUACCGAGAUUCUUGGUUCUAUUCAAGCGGAAGAUAUAACCACAUUAACACUGGCGCGCAAUGUAAUACGCGAGCUGCCCUCGGCUAGUUUUCAGACAUUCGCUAAUCUACGUACACUAGAUCUAUCAGGCAAUUCGCUAGCUGUCAUUAGCGCUGACAUCUUUCUGGGCUUGGAUCAAUCGUUAAACGAGCUGAAGCUUUCGCAGAAUCGCUUAACUGGCUUGGGCACUGCGCCGCUCGCUUUGACUGAACUGCGCAGUCUUGACCUGAGCGGAAAUAAUCUUGCAGAUGUACCACGCAACAUAUUUCAGGGCUUGGAUAAUUUGCAGUACCUCAAUCUUAGCGGAAAUCAUCAUUUGGCACCCGUGCCGGCAGCCCUCAUUCGCCCGCUCUCACGGCUACAGGUCAUCGAUCUCAGCCAUUGUGCUCUCAAGCAAAUGUCCGGUGAUCUUUUCGCUACACUGCAGGACCUCAAGCACAUCUAUCUCAACAACAAUAAUUUGCAAGAAAUCAACGACGGCAGCUUUGUUGACCUGUGGAAUAUCACCUCACUUGAUUUGUCCAAUAACCAAAUCACCUCCAUACGCCCGGGGGCUUUUGUCAAUGUAAUGCACAUAAAGCGCCUCAAUUUGCGCGGCAAUCAGUUAUCUGCAUUCAAGGGAGAGUUCUUCAAUACCGGCACGGGUUUAGAGGAACUCGACAUCUCGAACACACUCAGCUACCUGUUUCCCUCUUCGUUCCGCAUCCAUCCGCUUGAAAUUAAGGCAGCAAAUAAUAAGUUUAGUUUCUUCCCAGCCGAACUCAUCUCAACUCUGCAAUAUCUUGAACAUGUCGACCUCUCUCACAAUCAUCUCAAGUCGAUAGAAGAGUUGGACUUUGCACGUUUACCACGCCUACGUUCGCUGCUCGUUGCGUACAAUCAGCUAGACAUGCUCAGCGAGAUGGCCUUCCACAAUUCCACACAGCUGCAGAUUGUCGACUUGUCGCACAAUUACUUAGACCGCAUCGGCGAGCGUACUUUUGAGGGAUUGGUGCGUCUGGAGUUGCUUAAUCUCGAAGGCAAUCAACUAACGGAAUUGUCCGAUUUGAUAUUUGAGCGUUCGAAGUUGCAAAUGCUAGAGAACAUAAACUUGGCGAAAAACAAGUUCGAAUAUGCACCGCUGAAUGCAUUGCAACGCCAAUACUUCUUCGUCUCAUCCGUUAAUUUGAGCGGAAACAAAAUUCGCGCUAUUCCCGCGGACGACAGCAUAAUGGUCAAUAUCAAGGACCUUGACUUGUCGUACAAUCCUCUUAGCGAAGGCGCUGUGCGUAACAUACUCAAUGAGCCAAAGACCGUGCGCGCACUUAACUUGGCUGGUACCGGCAUCUCCCACCUCGAACCACUGGAGACGCCAUUCCUGCAGUACCUCAACCUAUCCCACAACAGCCUCAAAACCAUCGAUGCUGACAUCUUCCAACGCACAACGCUGCUUGAAAUAUUGGAUCUGUCGAGCAACCAGUUGGAAAGUCUGAACGAGCUUGCUGGUGCUUGGCCGAAGCUGCAGUCACUGCAUACCCUGGAUCUUUCAAAUAACAGUUUCGAAGUCAUCUCUCAAGACAACUUCGAGAAUUUAGAAAUGCUGCGUGAAUUGCGGCUCAAGAACUUACACCAAAUUAAUCGCAUCGAAAAAAGCGCUUUCAAACACGUACCGAACCUUGAAAAGCUGGAGGCCUAUGAUCUACCACUGCUAGGCUAUCUGGACGUGCAAGGCAUACUCGAGCUGCUACCUGGUCUAGAGGACAUAGACUUGGAGGUGAAGGACUCUACCAUUGGCACAGAGCAAAUUCAGCCCGCUAAACAUCCGAGACUCAAGUCUAUAGGCAUACGCGGUGACCGCCUCAAGACCAUAUCGUCGGGCACGCUGGCUGGCUUAAAAAGCAGUGACCUCACAAUCAAACUACAAAACACCUCACUUACAGCGCUACCGCCUGCUUUGCUCUUCCCAGUGCCACGCUCCUCACACCUGACUCUUGAUAUCACCGGCUCCAAAGUCACUGUCUUAGUGCCGCAAUUCCUUACCGCGCUAGAAGACCGCCGGUCAAGUUUGCAACUUAAAGGACUUGCCUCAAAUCCUAUACACUGCGAUUGCAAUGCGCGCGCGCUACGUCGUUGGUUGCCCAAUUCGCAUAUGAGCGACGUCGAGUGCCAGUCGCCAGCUUUUGUGGCGGGCAAGAAACUCAUCGAAGUCGGAGACGACGAACUGACUUGCGAUGCACGUCGCAUGACCUCGACAACGGCGCGUAGCACUUCACAAUAUAUGCUGAAAUCCUCUUCCCGCCUCGUAACACGUCCAACAACAACCACCACAGAAGAACCAAUGAUCAUCUGGAGCUUGGAGCCCACACAAGCUCCGCCGAUGAAAAUCAAAACCAAGGCACCACUCAUUAAAGCGCCAUUAAUGAGCAACGAUGAUACGCUUAUUAUCGGCAUUGUUGGCGGCGUAGUUGCCUUCAUUGCCAUACUAAUUAUCAUAAUUUGCAUUGUGCGACUGCGCAUGAGCAACGUGGAAUACCACAAUGGACCUGCAAUGAUCGGUAUACCGCCAAUGCCAAUGGGCCCGGGCAGCGUACCAAUGAGCUUCAAGGGUGCACCCACCGCGCUCUCUGUACCACCGUACGCCGCACAAAGUUAUGCCACCUUGCCCCAUAAAGCGCCAUCCAUACAUCAAUCCACCCAGAAUUUGUCGCAGCGCGCAGCACCGCAAAAUGCCCAAAACUCAUAUUCGACAAUGUCGCGUAUGUCGUACUUUGGUGGCACACCGCAGCAGGCCUCGCCACAGUCCAAUGGCCAACAGCCAUACAUUAUCUAUUCGGAUGACAAGGUUUAUAGAUAAAAGCAAGAAUUUACUCAGAUGGUGCAAGCAAACAAUUUGGUGUUCAAUGAAUGCUAGGCGGCUGAAGGACUUGCGUGCGACAGCUGCCACGGCCG
Rhagoletis zephyria (snowberry fruit fly) is the source of this 4014-nucleotide messenger RNA. RefSeq names its product chaoptin-like. Gene Ontology annotation, molecular function: protein binding. Lineage: Eukaryota; Metazoa; Arthropoda; Insecta; Diptera; Tephritidae. The record is from RefSeq and is a predicted model, not a curated record.